Molecule: messenger RNA, 353 nt
Organism: Erythranthe guttata (spotted monkey flower)
Lineage: Eukaryota; Viridiplantae; Streptophyta; Magnoliopsida; Lamiales; Phrymaceae
Source: RefSeq, a predicted model, not a curated record
CCCGUUUUUGUAGGUUUAUUGUAUGAAGCGAAAGGGUUUGAGAAGGAAGCGUUGAAGUGUUACGAGAAGGCGCUGUACAUUGAGCCAAAUCAUGUACCGAGUUUAAUAUCAACAGCUGUUGUUCUGAGUCAACUCGGUGAUAAAUCAAUGCCGGUGGCGAAAAGUUUUCUGACCGAUGCAUUGAGGCUUGAACGAACUAAUGCGGUAGCGUGGUACAAUCUUGGUUUGGUGUACAAGAGUGAGAGCGGUGUUGAGGCGGCAGAGUGUUUCGAGGCAGCGGCUCUCCUCCAAGAAUCUGAGCCAAUUGAACCUUUCAGAUGAUGAUAUUAUAUACUCUGUAAUAUAUAUAUAUA